Anoplophora glabripennis (Asian longhorned beetle) is the source of this 1296-nucleotide messenger RNA. RefSeq names its product phosphomannomutase. The record is from RefSeq and is a predicted model, not a curated record. Lineage: Eukaryota; Metazoa; Arthropoda; Insecta; Coleoptera; Cerambycidae. Gene Ontology annotation, biological process: mannose metabolic process; protein N-linked glycosylation; GDP-mannose biosynthetic process. Gene Ontology annotation, molecular function: phosphomannomutase activity. Bases 218 to 967 code for a protein of 249 amino acids. The transcript has a single exon. Gene Ontology annotation, cellular component: cytosol.
AAAUAUGUGUAUUACAAUUUGGAUUACGUGUAGUUGAUGUUGAUACCGGAAAAUGAUGAAAGUAGUGCAUUAAAUUUCCUAAUGUUUUUUUUCGCAUUUUUGCUGUUAAAAUAGGAAGAGAGAGAGAGAGUAAUAUACGGAGAAAUUGGACGGAACACCGCAUUUUCAUAGUCCAGCAUCUUAUUUUUCUUCAACAAUACCAAAUUUGAAUUAAACCAUGCCGCAGAAAAAGAUAUUGUGCUUAUUUGACGUAGAUGGAACUCUAACAAAACCAAGAAAUGUAAUAACUCCUGAAUUGUACUUGUUCUUGCAGAACGUAGUGAAACCCCAGUGUUCCAUAGCCUUGGUCGGUGGUUCAGACUUUAAGAAAAUCUCUGAACAAAUGGGAGGGGACGAUAUUGUUCACCAGUUUGACUAUGUAUUUCCUGAAAACGGCUUAAUACAGUACAAAUUUGGAGAGGAAAUUGGCAGACAAAGCAUACAGAAAUUCAUGGGCGAAGACGUUUUACAAACAUUUAUCAACUACGUGUUAGAAUAUUUAUCUACGAUAACUUUACCUGUGAAAAGGGGUACGUUUGUCGAAUUCAGGAGUGGUAUGUUGAACAUUUCGCCCAUAGGGCGAUCUUGUUCUCAAACUGAACGAGACGAUUUUGAGAAAUACGACAAAAUUCAUAAUAUACGCAAAACGAUGAUAGAUAAUUUAGUGAAAGAAUUCCCAGAUAUAGGCCUGACGUACAGUAUUGGGGGACAAAUUAGUUUCGAUGUAUUUCCUAAUGGGUGGGAUAAGACGUACUGUUUGCAGCAUUUGGAAAAUGAAGGAUUUGACGAAAUUCACUUCUUUGGAGAUAAGACCGACAAAGGUGGUAACGACUAUGAAAUAUUCAUCGAUAGACGUGUGGUUGGGCAUAUGGUAAUCAACCCCGAUGAUACAAAGAAACAGCUGGACGAACUUUUAAAAACAUUGUAAUAUACAAAGUGACAUUUUUAUAUGAAAGUAGGUAGACAUGAAAUAAUUCCAUUUAAUUUAAUUGAUGUAAUAGCUGCAAUAAAAACAGUAUAAUGAUCGCAUGAUAGAAAUAUAUAAAAUUCCAUGAUUGCAAUAGUUUUAUACAAUGAAAAAAAUUUAAAUUGAUUUUUUUUUACCUGGAAUUAAUUUUUAUGCAAAAUACACAAAAUUCUCUUCAACUUUGUGUAUUGCGCAUAAAAAAUUCAUCAAUUUCUUUAACUCUGUAAAACCGCUAUAAGAUGUUCAAAUAAUAAUUGGAUAUAAUUGAAAAUAUAUACCAUACUUUUUAA